Dovyalis caffra is the source of this 384-nucleotide messenger RNA. Lineage: Eukaryota; Viridiplantae; Streptophyta; Magnoliopsida; Malpighiales; Salicaceae. The record is from the annotation of a GenBank genome assembly.
AUGGAUGGGAUCAGCGGGGGACAACAACGUCAUAAGAGACGGCGAAAGGUAAGGGAAGAGCUAAUAUCCCUACUCUUUUGUUUCUCUUAUGCGUUCUUGUCCCUCGCUAGUCUCGCCCAUGUUAAAGAUCGAGAAUGGCAUGGCCGGAGGUAUUCUUUGCUAGGUGGAAUGGAUUUGCCAAAAAAAUACAGACGGGUGAUUGUUGUGGUGGGAUUGGAGUGGAAAAAGAAGUUCCGGGAAGCCGAGAAGCAGUGCAAGAACGGACGGGAAGCAGUCUCCGUUGGGCCACCAACAGCAACAAGAGACGAAAGGCCACAGCAACUUUUCAGGAUGCCUUCAGCUAGGGAUCAGAUCGGUAAAGAUGGGAGUGCCCUGUUGUCGUAA